GUAGAAAUCUGGACCCGAGAAUUUGGGGGCUGGAAAUUGCGAUGAGAAUUCUUCGGACUGAAAUCCAACAGAAGUUUUGACUUGGGUUCUUGUGUUCUUCUGGACUCCUUUACACGAGGAUUGCUGGUCGCGAUGCUGAAUGGGAUAACUUUGUGAAGAACAAGAAGGAGAUAUAUUAGGACAUUUUUGGUAACAAUUUUAGGCUAUUCCAGAAAUACCAGGAAUACAACACUACAGGAAUCAGUAAGGGAUGUGCUUGUCGAACUUCAGAUGCGCGUCUCCCCCCCCCCCCCCCCCCCAAUGGUACAGAUGCAGUUAAAUGGAAGUACGACUUUUAAUGAACGUAGCUGUAAAUCGAUGCGUCUGCGGGUUUUUUUUUAAAGUUUUUUACGUAUUUUAUACAUCGUCCCAUAAGUCGCUUUUUCCUAGCCUUACAGAAUAACUGGCUGCGUGUGGCACUUUACUGACUUUAGGACGAGCGGCGGAUAUUUUCUUUCCUACUCCUUUUUCCUUUCGCCCUUUUCCCAAGUUUUCAAGGCUGCCGUCAGUCUCUGCUGCGGAUACCAUGGCACCGAUUGCGCAGGAGAAGCGCUCGGUGAGCCCCUGGGGGAUAUCGGCUUUGCUGUGCGGAUUGCUGUGCUUCGUCGCCGUGAAUGGAUGUCCUCACAAGUGCAGUUGCUCCGGGUCUCAUGUGGAUUGCCAGGGUCAAGGUUUCCGGACGGUGCCGAGGGGAAUCCCGAGGAACGCCGAGCGAUUAGACCUGGACAGGAAUAACAUCACUCGGAUCACCAAGGUGGACUUUUCUGGGCUGAAGAACCUGCGGGUUCUACAUCUGGAGAACAAUCAGAUCAGUGUGAUCGAAAGAGGAGCCUUUCAGGAUCUCAAACAGCUGGAGAGACUGCGUCUGAACCGAAACCGGCUGCAGGUUCUGCCGGAGCUGCUGUUCCAGUCCACACCCAAGCUGGGCCGUCUGGACCUGAGUGAAAACCAGAUUCAGUCCGUCCCUCGUAAGGCUUUCCGGGGAAUCACCACCGUCAAAAACCUGCAACUGGACAGCAACCACAUCAGCUGCAUCGAAGAUGGAGCUUUCCGAGCACUGCGCGAUCUGGAGAUACUCACUCUCAACAACAACAACAUCACACUCAUCCCGCUGUCCAGCUUUAACCACAUGCCCAAGCUGCGAACUCUCCGCCUGCACUCCAACAACCUGCACUGCGACUGCCACCUGUCCUGGCUCUCUGAUUGGCUGCGUCAGAGGAGGGGGCUGGCCCCCUUCACACAGUGCAUGUCCCCCACCCACAUGAGAGGGCUCAAUGUCCCCGACGUGCAGAAGAGAGAUUUCGUCUGUACAGGCCCCGCUCAGACCGAGCCGAGGUCAUGCGCUCCCCAGGCGUCUGUCUGUCCUGCCAGCUGCACCUGCAACAACAACAUUGUGGACUGUAGAAGGAAGGGCCUGACAGAGAUCCCAGCCAACCUGCCCGAGGGCAUCGUGGAAAUUCGUCUGGAGCAGAACCUGAUCAAAAGCAUCCCAGCUGGAGCGUUCUCACCAUACAAGAAGCUGAAAAGAAUAGAUCUGAGCAAGAAUCAGAUUUCCGACAUCGCAGGCGACGCCUUCAGUGGCCUUCGCUCGCUCACCUCACUGGUACUGUAUGGAAACAAAAUUGCUGAGAUCCCCAAGGGACUGUUUGAUGGCCUGGUCUCCCUGCAACUGCUGCUGCUCAAUGCCAACAAGAUCAACUGUCUGAGGGUGAACACGUUCAAAGACCUGCAGAGCCUUAAUCUGCUCUCUCUCUACGACAACAAGCUGCAGACCAUCAGCAAGGGCCUGUUCACCUCGCUGCGCUCCAUCAAGACCCUACACCUGGCUCAGAACCCCUUCAUGUGUGACUGCCACCUGAAGUGGCUGGCCGACUACCUGUUCGACAACCCUAUCGAGACGAGCGGUGCGCGGUGUAGUCAUCCCCGCCGCCUCGCCAACAAACGCAUCAGCCAGAUCAAGGGCAAGAAGUUCCGCUGCACAGGUUCGGAGGACUACCGGAGCCGCCUGACUAGUGAGUGUUUCCAGGACCUGGUGUGUCCGGAGCGCUGCCGCUGUGAAGGCACAGUGGUGGACUGCUCCAACCUCAGACUGACCAACCUCCCCACCCACCUGCCUGAGCACACCACCGACCUGCGCCUGAACGACAAUGAGAUCUCAUCCCUGGAAGCCGCGGGAGCCUUUAAGAAGCUGCCAAACCUACGCAAGAUAAACCUGAGCAACAACAAGCUGCGCGAGAUCCAGGAGGGCGCGUUCGACGGGGCGUCAGGCGUGCUAGAGCUGCUCCUUACUGGAAACAAGCUGCAGGCCGUACACGGGCCCAUGUUCCGGGGCCUGAGCGGCCUCAAGACCCUGAUGCUAAGGAGCAACCAGAUCACCUGCGUGGACAACGCCACCUUCACAGGCCUUGGCUCCGUGCGCCUGCUCUCGCUCUAUGACAACCACAUCUCCACCAUUGCUCCAGGGGCCUUCUCCACCCUCCACUCCCUCUCCACCAUUAACCUGCUGUCCAACCCGUACGUGUGCGACUGCCACCUGGCCUGGCUGGGGUUGUGGCUGAAGAAGACGCGGGUGGUCAGCGGAAACCCCCGCUGCCAGAAGCCUGCCUUCCUGAAGGAGAUCCCCAUACAGGACGUGGCCACGCCCGACUUCACCUGCGAAGGUGUCGAAGACAACGCCUGCCUGCCGCCGGUUCCGCGCUGUCCUGAGCCGUGCACGUGCGCAGAUACGGUGGUGCGCUGCAGUAACCGUGGCUUGCGCGCCCUGCCCAAGAGCAUCCCCAAGGACACCACUGAGCUGUACCUGGAAGGAAACCUGCUGACAGCCGUCCCUAAGGAGCUGGCGCACCUGAAACAGCUCAUGCUUGUGGACCUGAGCAACAACAGCAUCAGCUCCCUCACUCCUCUCGUUUUCAACAACAUGACUCGGCUCUCCACACUUAUCCUGAGUUAUAAUCAGAUCCGCUGUGUGCCGGUGCAUGCGUUUGAUGGACUGCGCUCACUGCGACUGUUAACACUCCACGGAAACGACCUUUCAACUAUUCCAGAGGGAGCCUUCAACCACUUGACAUCUCUGUCUCAUCUGGCGCUGGGUGCCAACCCCCUGUACUGUGACUGUGAGCUGCGCUGGCUCUCCCAGUGGGUGAAGGCGGGCUUUAAGGAGCCUGGCAUCGCCCGCUGCAGCGGGCCGUCCGACAUGGCUGACCGCCUGCUGCUGACCACGCCCCUCAACCGCUUCCAGUGCAAGGGGCCCGUCGAUCUGCACCUGAUGUCCAAGUGCGCCCCCUGCCUGGCCAGCCCCUGCCAGAACAACGGCACGUGCGUCGGCGACGUCACGGGCUCCUACCGCUGCUCAUGCCCAUUCGGCUACAAGGGUCGCAACUGCGAGAUCGUCAUGAACGCCUGCCUCAGCCAGCCUUGUAGCAACGGGGGCACAUGUCACCUCCCACCUGGCCAGGAGGGCCAAUACAGCUGCGCGUGCCCUCCCGGGUUCGAGGGCCAGCGGUGCGAGGUGAACCCUGACGACUGCGAGGACCACGACUGCGAGAACAAUGCUACCUGCGUGGACGGCAUCAACAACUACACUUGCGUGUGCCCCUCCAACUACAGAGGAGACCUGUGCGAGGAGGUGGUGGACCCCUGUCUCCUUGGCUUUGACCCUUGCCAACACGACUCUAAGUGCGUGCCCUUGGGUAGAGGAUACAGAUGUGAGUGUCUGCCAGGCUAUGUAGGGCAGCGCUGUGAGCAGGACUAUAAUGACUGCGUAGAGAACAAGUGUCAGCAUGGAGCAGAGUGUGUGGACGCCAUCAACGGCUACACGUGUGUGUGCAAGGAUGGCUUCAGCGGGCUGUUCUGCGAGAACCCUCCUCCCAUGAUCCUCCUCCAGAAGACGAGUCCGUGUGACCAGUCGGACUGCCAGAAUGGCGCCCCCUGCGUGCUGGUGGAGUCCGAGCCCGUCUGCCGCUGCCUGCCGGGCUUCUUCGGCUCCAAGUGUGAGAAGACGCUCACCGCCCACUUCCUGGGCAAGGACUCGUUCAUAGAGCUGUCCGGCGCCAACGUGCGCCCCUCCACUCACAUAUCCCUCCAGGUAGCCACUGACAAGGAUCACGGCGUGCUGCUGUACAAGGAGGAUCACGAACCCUUAGCUCUAGAGCUGUACCAGGGCCACAUCCGGCUGAUGUAUGACAUCACCAAGUACCCUCCGACCACCGUGUACAGUGUGGAGUCGGUGAAUGAUGGCACCUUCCACACAGUGGAGCUAUUGAUCCAAAAUCAGACUCUGAGUCUGGUGGUGGAUAAGGGAGCCCCUAAGAGUCUAGGCAAACUGCCCCGCCCCCCUGUAGUGGAGCCCAGCACCCAACUCUACAUUGGAGGUGUGCCCUCGGCGCUUGGCUCCUUGGCCCUUCGCACGGGGCCCGACCGCCCCGCCCAGUCCUUCGUCGGCUGCAUCCACAGCGUGCGCAUCAACGGUGAGCUACAGGAGCUAGUCACGGGGUCGGCGGGCUUAGAGGGUGUGCUGGCGGGCUGCCACUCCUGUAGUGUGUGCACGGGGCAGGGCCCGUGCAGGCAGCGAGGCGAGGUGGGUGUCACCUGCGAGUGUCCCGCCAGCAGCAGCGGACCGCUGUGCGAGCAACGGAGCUCCCCCAACCCCUGCCUGGGCAGCAGGUGUGUACAAGGCCUGUGUGUGCCUAAGGACUCGUCCUACAGCUGCAAGUGCGCGCCGGGCCACUCGGGCCAGUACUGCGAGAGGAGAGAGGAACCAGCGGCCUGCAGGGGGCAGCACUGUGGGAACGGCCAAUGCAAGGUGGACGAGGGGGGGGCGCCUGUGUGCCACUGCCAGCCAGGCUACACGGGAACAGACUGCAACACGGAAGUUACCUGCCAGGGGGAGAUGGUCCGUGAGCCGCUCAAACGUCACAUGGGCCACAGGACGUGCACAUCCACGAGUCGGGUGCCCCGUGUGGAGUGCCCCCGCGUGUGCCACCCGGGCCUCUGCUGUGCCCCCUCCAAGAGCCGCAGGCGGAAAAUCAGCUUCAAGUGCUCCGACAGCUCGUCCUUCUCGGAAGAGAUAGAGACAGCCCUGGAGUGCAGCUGCUCGAAGUGCCCCUCGUAACGACGGAACCGCCGAAAACCGCCGGAACCACGCUUCUGACCACAAUUUCACAAGGAGCCAGAGGGAAAGAAGAUAUAUUGUAAAAUAAAAAAACAAAUAGAACUUAUUUUUAUUAAGGGAUUUUUUUUCUAAAGAAGAGACUGUUUUUAUGAAGUUUCUUAUGUGUGAAUAGUUAUUUUGUAUUAAUGAAAAGAAAAAAAAAUCACACACGCAGAUUAACAUUCC
Messenger RNA from Electrophorus electricus (electric eel), 5374 nucleotides. RefSeq names its product slit homolog 3 (Drosophila) (gene slit3). The record is from RefSeq and is a predicted model, not a curated record. NCBI's taxonomy places the organism in Eukaryota, Metazoa, Chordata, Actinopteri, Gymnotiformes, Gymnotidae. Gene Ontology annotation, molecular function: Roundabout binding; heparin binding; calcium ion binding. Gene Ontology annotation, biological process: axon guidance; negative chemotaxis.